GGUCAAAGCUCUCAAGCAUGCUUUGACCAGGCGCAUGUUUGUCAAUUCUGUAAUCAGCACAGAGAGACUUUUCAACCACAGAUCACGCACAAUUCUGUUCUUCGAGCUAUAUCCAGCACGACCCAUCACAGACGCACGUGCGCACUUGAACACGAUCCAUUCACGCGUAGCAACAGCUAUAUAUAUCGCGUCCCUCACGCUCACGGAGACGAGCAGACCAAAUCCACUACUCCUUCAGCAGAUUUUCCAUCAACACCUGAACAUGGAAGUUCCUGCGCUCAUCGCAUCUGUGCUUGUCACGGCGUUCAACCUCCAGCCGUGGGUCAUGAACCUUGUCACACGCGUCGCCGACGCAGCAGAGGGUACCCUCUUCCAUCUGCUUGGUUUCAUCUCCGCCGCGUUGGUGGUUGCGAUCGUGCUGUACGUCAUAUGCACAUUGAUCAAUGUCAUUGCUGCACCAUUCACUCGGGGAAAGACCGUCGGCCAAAUCGUGGCAAGAUCUCUUGCAAAGACCAUGGGUGGCAUGGCUGCCGCGUGGACCGAAGGAUGGACCGUUGCAACGAACCAAGGCCACGAUCAAGACAGCGACACCCAGCAUCACCACAAGACCGAACACAUCAACGCAAGUGCGGUAUGCGAGCACAAAGGCCUACGCCUUGUUGCUGGUGAGAGCAGCCCGACAUUCAAACCGAUUGUCGACGUCAAGCCAGAGCCCUCGACGGUACAGCGCACGCACGACAGGGUCGAAGAGGCUGAGGACGACAGGGAGCUCACUGAGAACAAUUGGAAGAAAGUGCUUUGAAGAUCCAGGUACGUGCUCUGGGUCUAGAAAUUUGAGGGUUGUUGCUGACCAUACUAGAGCUCGUGGGCCAUCAGCCCAUGGUUUUUCAUCAUGCUGUUUUUGACAUCGACGACUGCACUGGCGAUUCCGACGUGGAUACCGCCGUAGUCCGACCGUGUUUGUUCUCGACCCAGCCGCAUGCGCCACAAAAAGCAAUGACAACGAGCGAGAAGUAUGAGCAGCGCAGCAACGACCAUCGAAACGCGUUAUCGGGAUUCAACGAGAAGCGGAGGGUCGAUGGAAAGCCAAGGCAUUGAGCUGCGGAUCAGGUGCGCUAUGGCGCAUGGCAGAGAUGCUGUGUCGUUGAGAUGGCUUUUGGAAAGUUUUCUGGGGCCUCUUGAAGCAGUACUGCAGACUAUUUAUUGCAAGGAAUGACAAUGAUUCACGACGGACCAAGCGGACUUGAGCGGUCCGAUGGAUCGUACCGUUCCGGGCAAAAAGUCCAACGCUGAAAACUGC
Paraphaeosphaeria sporulosa is the source of this 1300-nucleotide messenger RNA. RefSeq lists its product as uncharacterized. The transcript has a single exon. NCBI's taxonomy places the organism in Eukaryota, Fungi, Ascomycota, Dothideomycetes, Pleosporales, Didymosphaeriaceae. Bases 263 to 802 code for a protein of 179 amino acids. The record is from RefSeq and is a predicted model, not a curated record.